Messenger RNA from Arctia plantaginis, 2202 nucleotides. Lineage: Eukaryota; Metazoa; Arthropoda; Insecta; Lepidoptera; Erebidae. The record is from the annotation of a GenBank genome assembly.
AUGUCAUCUGCUGCGGAAACGCUUCCGGCGUCAAACACUCGCAGGCACCCACCCGACACGUCGCUACCGCCGCCUGAAAACCCAUUUGGUCGUUGCAAUGGCGGCAAACAUACAGUGCACUGGUUCCGAAAAGGAUUACGACUCCACGACAACCCCGCAUUGAGGGAGGGUCUAACCAAUGCCGUCACGUUUCGCUGUGUAUUCAUCAUAGAUCCGUGGUUUGCCAGCUCAUCUAAUGUCGGCAUAAACAAAUGGAGAUUUCUGCUGCAAUGUUUAGAAGACUUGGAUAGAAGUUUACGAAAACUGAAUUCACGCUUAUUUGUGGUUCGUGGACAACCGGCAGAUGCGUUACCUAAAUUAUUUCGAGAAUGGGGAACAACUGCAUUGACCUUCGAAGAGGACCCAGAGCCUUAUGGUCGCGUUCGCGACCACAAUAUUAUGUCAAAAUGUCGCGAGGUUGGCAUAACUGUCACGUCUCGUGUAUCACACACCCUCUACAAAUUAGACCAGAUUAUAGAACGUAAUGGGGGCAAAGCUCCACUGACGUACCACCAGUUUCAAGCAUUGAUCGCCAGCAUGCCUCCACCACCUCCGGCUGAGAAACCGAUAACAGCACAUAUGCUCAAUGGAGCUACCACGCCCCUCACUGACGAUCAUGACGAUCGGUUUAGUGUACCUACUCUCGAAGAACUUGGAUUCGAGAUUGAAGCGUUAAAACCCCCAGUCUGGAUUGGCGGAGAAAGUGAAGCGUUAGCUAGAUUGGAAAGGCAUCUGGAACGAAAGGCGUGGGUGGCGUCAUUCGGCAGGCCUAAAAUGACACCACAGUCGUUACUUGCGAGCCAGACAGGAUUAUCACCAUAUUUAAGAUUCGGUUGCUUGUCAACUAGAUUAUUUUAUUAUCAGCUGACAGAACUGUACAAAAGAGUAAAACGGGUGAGACCACCGCUUUCUCUACACGGACAAAUAUUAUGGAGGGAAUUCUUCUAUUGCGCGGCAACAAGGAAUCCCAACUUCGAUCGUAUGGAGGGCAACCCCAUAUGCGUUCAAAUACCAUGGGAGAAGAAUCAAGAAGCUCUAGCGAAAUGGGCUAGUGGCAAAACUGGAUUCCCGUGGAUAGAUGCAAUUAUGAUACAGCUAAGGGAGGAAGGUUGGAUUCACCAUUUGGCGCGGCAUGCUGUCGCUUGUUUUCUUACAAGAGGUGACUUGUGGAUCUCUUGGGAAGAAGGAAUGAAGGUAUUCGACGAGCUGUUGCUGGAUGCAGACUGGUCCGUCAACGCCGGCAUGUGGAUGUGGCUCUCGUGUUCUUCAUUCUUCCAGCAAUUCUUCCACUGCUACUGUCCUGUCAGAUUUGGCAGAAAAACAGACCCUAAUGGAGAUUUUAUAAGGAGAUACAUUCCAGCAUUGAAGAACAUGCCUACACGUUACAUCCACGAACCCUGGGUAGCACCCGACGCGGUACAACAGUCAGCUCGAUGCCUCAUCGGGCGUGAUUACCCAUUGCCAAUGCUCGACCACUCUAAGGCUUCUCAAGUCAAUAUAGAACGCAUAAAGCAGGUUUAUGCACAACUUGCUAAAUAUAAACCACAAGGCACACUAAAUCCCAACACUGUACCUCGUCCGAACGUAAUGCAGUCCUCGCCGAGCCCUACUUCGAUAAUAGCCAGCAUCAACCAGUCUAAUUACUUGUGCAGCCAAACACCAGAACCACCCACAACAACACCUCAGAUUAUACCGUACAAAGAUAAUGAAGUGUUCCAAAGACCAAUGCAAAACAGCAUCAGACCUGACUUCGUAAAACCUUUCAAACGUGUAAUAAUCGUCCAACAAGAAAACACUAAAGUCACACAGCCUGACAAUAACAAAAAGCAAACAAAAGAGAACUACAUAGAAAAUGAACAAUUAGAAGUUUCCUAUAAAACUACAGACUCUAGAAAUGAGAAACAAGAAAAUUACGAUUUAAAAAAUUUAGUUAUCAAUAACUAUGUUGAAGGAUUUCCUACUACUCAGGAAAUAUUUACAAAUCAACAGCCGAACAGAAAUGAGUAUACGCAGCAAACAUUAAAAAUGAAUAACUUUAGCUACGAAAAGCAAAAAUUUUAUUUAUCUGCAUUAAAAGAUAGUGAGAUGCAUGUACAUGUAGUGCACAACGAUACGCCGCAAACUUUUUCACCGCCUAAUCUUAAUCGUGAGGCUUCUCACUAG